This is a messenger RNA of Penicillium waksmanii, 222 nucleotides long. RefSeq lists its product as uncharacterized. NCBI's taxonomy places the organism in Eukaryota, Fungi, Ascomycota, Eurotiomycetes, Eurotiales, Aspergillaceae. Bases 1 to 222 code for a protein of 73 amino acids. The record is from RefSeq and is a predicted model, not a curated record. The transcript has a single exon.
AUGGUGCACCGUUGGUCUGAUCUGGAGGCAGCUGGGUUUACAGGUGGGUCUAACAGUGCCAAAUAUACUGGGACUGAGACUGGAUCUGGCACUGCUAUCUCUGAGGCUACGGGAAAUGCUGCGGAUAAACUCCGUAGCAGGGUGUCUACUUGGGAUGGAUUUUGUGCGAUUUUCGGGGGCUCGGCUGCUGCGAUGGCGCCGGGCAUGGCUUUGCUUAUCUAG